GUUCACCCAAGUACAUCGCAUCUCUUUCACAAACUAGCUUGCCAAGUCAUCUAUCCAGAUUCGCAUUCGCAAUUUAUUGCACGCAUUCCAUUCUAUAUUUAUGUUCUAACAUCACAUGUCUUUCAAACUUGCAAAUCUAAUCACACCACCCCCAUCUCACGAAGAUUUGGCUCCGGUUGUUCGGUGGGGGAGGAGUUAUCAUCGCAAUUAUCAUAAGGAAGCUGCGGCUACAGUAACAAGAGCAAUGCCUAGAGGUGCCAAGUUUCCUGACAUCAGUGACAAGGUUCAGAGAUUUCUGGAUGCUAACAUGGACCAUGUGGCUAAUAGACGUCGUGCUCGCGAAGCGUUUAAGGAUGUUCAGCUCUCUAUUGAUCAUUGCUUGUUCAAGAUGCCUUGUGAAGAAUUAGAGACGGAGGAGUCAUAUAAGGUGAACUCCAGAGGAUUUGAAAUUUUCUCCAAGAGAUGGCUUCCGAAGAAGAGUCCCCUUAAAGCAGUGGUCUGUUUUUGCCAUGGUUAUGGAGAUACUUGCACUUUUUUUUUUGAAGGGAUUGCUAGGAAGCUAGCUUCCUCAGGGUAUGGAGUUUUUGCAAUGGACUAUGUAGGAUUUGGUCUCUCAGAAGGUCUCCAUGGUUUUGUUCCAAGUUUCGAGAAAGUGGUCGAUGAUGUUAUUGAGCACUACAGAAAAGUUAAAGAGAACCCGGAGUUUAGUGCUCUCCCAAGUUUCCUAUUUGGGCAGUCUAUGGGUGGGGCAAUUGCUUUGAAGGUGCACCUAAAGCAACCUAAUGCAUGGAGUGGUGCUGUUCUUAUUGCACCUAUGUGUAAGAUCGCCGAUGACAUGCUUCCUUCAAAGUUUGUGACACGAGUUCUAAUUAGUCUAGCGAAAGUUCUCCCCAAAAAGAAGAUAGUUCCACAAAAGGAUCUAGCUGGAUUGGCUUUCAGAGAUUUGAGAAAGAAAGAUCUGGCUGCGUAUAAUGUUAUAUGUUACAGUGACAAACCACGCGUGGGAACUGCUUUGGAGUUGCUACAGACUACACAACAGCUAGAAAAUCAACUUCAAGAAGUCUCACUGCCACUGUUAAUCCUGCAUGGAAAGGCUGAUAGAGUGACUGAUCCGAUGGUGAGCCAGGUUUUAUAUGAGAAGGCUAGCAGUUCCGACAAGAAACUUAACCUCUAUGAUGACGCAUAUCACUGUCUUCUUGAAGGUGAACCAGAUGAGGACAUUUUCCGCAUUUUUGAAGAUAUUAUUUCUUGGCUCGAUGAGCACAGCAAAAGAUAACUGCUGCUCAAAAGAAUUCCUACUGAAGACUGUACUCGGAAAAGGAAGAUGUGGUUGCUCCAUUUAAUUGAGCUAGGGAGCACAACAUCAAUUUAUACAUUCAUUCUGAAAUAGAAAAUAAAGUAAACAGUCUGGUACCAGAUUAGUCCUUAGUUUAUACCAGUACAUUUUAAGUUCUUGCUCGAGUUUGACUUGUAACUUCUUUUUUUUGGACUUGUGAUUUUUAUUCUUACUGAUUAUAAAGAUUAACUACAGUUAGGAGCUGA
Messenger RNA from Daucus carota subsp. sativus, 1542 nucleotides. Its product is annotated as caffeoylshikimate esterase. Gene Ontology annotation, molecular function: lipase activity. NCBI's taxonomy places the organism in Eukaryota, Viridiplantae, Streptophyta, Magnoliopsida, Apiales, Apiaceae. The coding region runs from base 116 to 1276 and encodes 386 amino acids. Gene Ontology annotation, cellular component: membrane. The transcript has 9 exons. The record is from RefSeq and is a predicted model, not a curated record.